CUUUGAAGUCGAUACUUUAUUGUAAACUUCACUUUGUUGGCAUUUACUUUCCUUUAUUAUCUUUGUUUUUAAAAUUUAACAGAAUGAGUGAUCUGAAAAGGCGACCACUGCACAGCGAAUCGCCAAGACCUCUCUCCCAAUUAGAGGAAGAAGUGACCCAAAACAAUACCUUCGUUUUAGAUGGGGCAAACAGUUAUGAAGAAGGCACCUCCUCAGCCGGAGAACAGGAACAUGAUGAGGAAUACAGCGAGACUCUGGAGGAACCUGAAGCAGACAAUCUUUCCACAAGCAUUCCUCCAACUGUUACCCAGAAACUAGGGGGAAAUGGACUUUACUUUUCACUAGCCUUUAUCGUUUGUUUAUCUUGUUUAAUUUUUUUCCAAGUUUGGGGAACAACGUUUUCCAACGAUUCGGAGAAGAAAUGUGCCUUCUCGGAUAUUCGUGAGCUAACGCCCAAACAACCGGAAAAAGUCUGGAAAGCUCUACAAAAAGGAGUUGAGGGAUUAAUAAACAAGAGGGACCAGCAUCCAAGUGUGUUUUUGUUCCUGUACCAGGAUCCAAAGCUCCAGAAUCUGAUCGAUGCGAUUGCGUCCGAAACUUCUAUGUGUUUCGGUGGUCCGCGACAGCUGAUUCAUAUGAGGAAGGACGACUUCGGUUCGGAUACGACGGACCACGGUUUGGCAAUCGAGCGAUUCAAGGAAAAAGUCAAUGAUGGAAAGGUUUUUCUAAUAGUGAACCUUAAUGAAAUUGCUCCAAGCGGUGCACGUGCUCUGCACACAAUAUGCGAUACCUACAGUCCCAUUGUAGAGGAUGUUGUCAUCUUCCUCACACUUCGCACAUUUAACACAACCGCUGUAAGAAACUCUGUACAGCUAGCCACGGAUACCCUGUAUGAUCUGUGGGACACCGAAUUGGGUGAUAAUGAGCUGGAUCCUCUUAUAACUCGUGUUACCGAUCAAGUGCUCUACUUAAGUAGCACAACUUAGACUCUUUCAUAAUCGUAGUUUUCCAUUCGGUCUUCAGAUACUUGGCCAACAAAGCCAUAAAUUGUAAACAUUUUAAAUUUUUAGAAUUUUAUUUUGUGUUAUGUUUGGGGAAAAUAAAGUCCUUAAAGUACGGUA
This is a messenger RNA of Drosophila eugracilis, 1121 nucleotides long. RefSeq lists its product as uncharacterized. The record is from RefSeq and is a predicted model, not a curated record. NCBI's taxonomy places the organism in Eukaryota, Metazoa, Arthropoda, Insecta, Diptera, Drosophilidae. The transcript has 3 exons. Bases 84 to 986 code for a protein of 300 amino acids. Gene Ontology annotation, cellular component: membrane. Gene Ontology annotation, biological process: membrane organization. Gene Ontology annotation, molecular function: ATPase activator activity.